This is a messenger RNA of Bicyclus anynana (squinting bush brown), 4205 nucleotides long. It is a transcript of the gene nAChRa5, whose product is annotated as neuronal acetylcholine receptor subunit alpha-10-like. Lineage: Eukaryota; Metazoa; Arthropoda; Insecta; Lepidoptera; Nymphalidae. Gene Ontology annotation, molecular function: transmembrane signaling receptor activity; acetylcholine-gated monoatomic cation-selective channel activity. Gene Ontology annotation, biological process: signal transduction; nervous system process; monoatomic ion transmembrane transport. The record is from RefSeq and is a predicted model, not a curated record. The transcript is spliced from 11 exons. The coding region runs from base 299 to 1795 and encodes 498 amino acids. Gene Ontology annotation, cellular component: postsynaptic membrane; neuron projection; synapse.
UGAAAGCCGCGCGGUCUGUCUCAUACCAACUUACAGUGCUCGCUUCAUUGGCUUUUCGAUUUCAUAAAACUGUUUUCUGGUCAUAGUUCACGUGAAUCCACAUAUUUCUCUACAUCUAAAAAGUUAAUGUUAAGAAUUGUCAUAAUUAACUACAGUAGUAACUUCUCGAAAGAAGUUUUAAUUCUAUUCAGUAAAUGUUCGAGUAAUGUAAUCAUUUUUGCAUAGUGAAUAAAAACUUUUUAAAUUGUUAGUGAGAGAAAUAAAACAAUAAAAGUUAAUUUGUGAUUUGUGUUAAAAAAUGAAAUGUCACGUCCCGUUUUAUUGGUUGCUUUUAAUUAUUUACAGCAAAGAAGCAUCGUGCUGUGACGAGGAGUACAACCUCGUUCGCCACCUGAUGCAGAAGUACGACGCAUCAGUUCGCCCCGUGGAGAACUCCUCGCAUCCCCUCCUCGUCACCUUCGGGGUGUCGCUGCAUCACAUUAUUGAUGUCGAAGAAAAGGACCAGCUACUCACAACAAAUUGUUGGAUCACGCAGAUAUGGACCGAUCACCAUCUAAGAUGGAACACCAGCGAGUUUGACGGCAUCAACGUCAUAAGAAUACCUUACGAAAGAGUAUGGAAACCAGAUAUUAUUUUAUACAACAAUGCAGAUCCAAACUACCGUUCCGCGGUGAUCAACACGAAUGUGAUAGUGAAGAACACUGGCGAGGUGACGUGGCUCAGCCACGGGAUAUACGUGUCAGUGUGCGACAUCAAUGUCGAGCAGUUCCCGUUUGAUGUCCAACUGUGCACUAUGAAGUGGGCUUCGUGGACCUAUGAUGGCUUCCAGUUGGAUUUGAAGAAACAGUUUGACGAGGGUGACACUACAAACUACCAGACAAACGGAGAGUUCGACCUGGUGAGCUUCGAGGCGAUCAGGCACAACCAGUACUACUCCUGCUGUGUGGAGCCCUAUCCUGACAUUACUUACGUCAUCAAGUUGAGGAGGCGCCCCAUGUUUUAUGUCUUCAAUCUCAUUCUUCCUUGUCUUCUCAUCAAUGGAAUAGCUCUGCUAGUAUUCUACGUGCCUUCGGAGUCUGGUGAGAAGGUAACGCUGGGCAUAAGUGCUCUCCUGUCAAUGACGGUAUUCCUGAUGACGAUACGAGACACACUCCCGCCUACAGAAAAGACUCCACUUAUAAGUCUGUACUAUGGAGUUAGUACGUGUUUAGUGUCGUUUUCAGCGUCGUUGUCCGUUGUAACUCUCAAUAUAUCUUACAGAGGAGUGAGAGGGCAGCCGGUGCCAGCGCUGGUGCGAGAACUGGUGCUGCAGCGGCUCGCGCGCCUGCUCUGCAUCAACUUCGACACUGACACCACAAAGGGCGACAGCAACGGCGUGGCGGUGAGUUCUGGCGUGCAAGUCAACCCGAGGACAGGCUCGCGGCUGAAGGCGGAAGUGCAGUGCGACGGGACAGCAUUGCCGGCAUCCCCGCGCUUCGCCCGCCACAACCACAACCAUCUCACCCGCGGGCCAGCAGCGGUGAGUGCGGUAGCAGGCGAGGCGGUGCCGGCGGUGUGCGGGGCGGCGUGCUGCGGCUGCACGCUGCGCGACGCGGCCGCGCGACACGAGCAGCGCGUCGCCGCCAGCGAGCGCCUGGAGCGUGCGAACCUCGAGUGGAAGCAGGUGGCCGUGGUCGCAGACCGCGCACUUCUCGCCGUGUUCGUGUUAGUGACCACAAUCGCCACCGCCGCCAUUUUGCUGCCUCAGCUGAAAAACCUUCACGUCGGCAACACACCGUUAAAGCCUCCAACUUAGACGAUUGUUAUCUUAAGAUAAGUUUGAUUUAGGUAAAUAUCUAUUGAUUUCAAUAUCAACGAUAUAAUUUUUGCCGCUCAGUUUAGUAGAUGACUAUUAACAUGGAUCUAUUCUUAAAUUAUAAUAUUAUGGUGUAUAUUAUUGCUCAAAAGUAGGUGCCUAUGUUGACGUAAUUACAUACAAAAUAAGGUUGCAACCAAAGAUUGUAUACUAUAGAUAUGUCAGCGCGAGAAACUGAGGCGAACAAUAGUGGUUAAUUGUCUUAAUUUCAUUAGCAUUGUAAACAACGAAAGUUAUAUAAACAAAUAAUAUAUAAAUAUUGUCUACAAUGUCGAGUUGUGUAUUCAGGAAGUGUUAAAAAGCCUCAAUAGCUCACCAGUAAGAGCGGCUGGACUCAUCAUCGAUCGGUAGUGGUUCGAUCGCCGCCCCGUUGGUCUAUUGCCGUACCCACUCCUAAUACAGUCUUUCCCGACUAGUUGGAGGGGAAUGGGAAUAUUGGUCAUUUUUAAAAAUAUGGCAAAUAUUCUUUUUAAAAAGACAAUAUAUGUACAAAAUUGUGCAUGUUUGCGCUCAGUGGAGUAGCUAAAUUCGAAUCACUUUUUUCAAUGAGUUUUUCGGCACGUAGCAUAUGUAAUAGUAUAAAAUCGUUGGUUGUAACUGAAUAAAUUUGAAUUUUAUUUAAGUACAUGGAAGUUAUAUUGUUUUUUGUUAUAGCACUAGCGAAAGCCUAGUAAAAAGGUAAUAGUGACUCACAUUCAUUUUACAAAAUUGUUAUUUUUAUGUAAAUUCAAGAGGAAUGGAGGAGGUGCCAAUAUGCUCAGUAACUAAUUUAAAGUGAUAGAUUCCAAAUAAUUUAUAAGUAUAUAUUAGUUAUACACUAAAUACCUCUUGAUAAAAUAUAUCUAACAAAAGUCAAUUUUAGUUAUGCAAGCGGUUGUAUAAUUAUAAUUAAAUAAAAAAUGUGUAUAAUCUACCUGGAAACAAGGUUAAUGCCAAUAUGAAAUGUGUGCCAAAAAUAAAAGAUUUACUUGUUUUUUUUUAAAUAGGUUAAUUGUUGUGUAAUAAAAUUAUUGAUUUUAAUAUAAACAUGAAUAGACAACUAUAUUAUAUUUUUAUGACAUAAAAAUGAUAGUAACAAGGUAAUAGUUUCAGUCAAAGGUCUUUUAGCCAAAAGCUUCGAUAUACAUAUAUAUUCGACCAACACCUCAAGAAGCUUAACUGUUGGAUCAAGGGUCGGAUAUAGAAGGCAGUGAUUCUUGAAACUGCGGGUAUUGUGAGGAGGUUCCUCAAUCUGGAGCCCUGACCGCCGGUUGCUUGUGUACUCAAAUGUCCCGCAGCGGGAGGGUUGAUUUGAGGGUUUUUGGCAUGCCCAGGUGGUUGGCACUAAUGUGUCAAUUUAGAAAUUAUAAUUUUAUUAUACUUUUAAGUUGAGCUUAGUAGAACAUCAGGCGGAGCAGUGGCGUAACGUGCCUUUGAGGGGCCCUGUAUCAAAAUUAGUUGGGGGGGCCCAACAGAUAUGCGGCAAAUCCCGAAAAGUUAUGUUAAAAUUUUAGAUCGAAAUAAUUAUUUCCAAAAUUAAGUUCCUUAAUUUUCGUAAAAUACAAAUUUUUCGAGGUUUUUCAAAUGGCUGUAUUUCCACCAAAUAUAGUGUGAUUGUGGAUUACAUUUUACUAGUUUUUGCUUUCACACGUAAUGCACGCCAUUGACGAUCAAUUAUUCUCACGUUUCUGCAGCAACUACGACUAUAGCUGAUCGUGUAUUGGUUACUGCGUGCAUGACGGUUCGCCUUAUGAAACGUCUUCGCUGCCGUUUGUGCUGCAGAAACAUGAGAAUAAUUGACCGUCAAUGACUGACUUAAGGGGCCCCUGUAGUCCGGAGGCCACGUAUCAUUGAUACAGCUGAUACGGCGGUAGUUACGGCCUUGCUGAAAUGGUCCGACCAAUAAAAUGACAAAGGUCUGACCAAUUCAGGCUCUUGGAUUGCAAGUUAACUUAUUCUGUAAAUAAAUAGGUGAAUAUGCUUAAAUUAAGUGUCAGAUCUAUUGCAAUAUUAGAAAAAAAGAUUGUCAUUGCUAUUAAUUAAAUCCAUAGAAAUUAUAUUGAAAUAUUAAUAUAAUCAGAAAAAUAUGAAAAGCAAUAAUCUAAUAUUUUUGAAAUAACAUUUACCGAUACAUCUGUUUCUCUGACAUUCAAAAUUAUUUUAUUAUUAAACAAAAUUCUCAACUUAAUAUUUGCUAAUUAGAUAUAGAUUUGCGCAAACUGUUUAAAUAUUUAGUUAAAUAAUUUAAGCUCAAGAUUGUUGCCAAAUAUUAAACGAAUAAGUGUAAAUAAUAUAAUAAGUAGUUAUAACUGUGGAACACUUGUCAAUGUACAAAGUUAAUGAUAAAGGUUGUUUAUGAAAAUUUGUAAAA